GUCAUUUCGUUGUCAGUUGUGUAUUUUGGAUACAAAAUAAUUUGAGGUUGUUUUUUCUUUAUUUAUUUAUAUAAAAGUACUUUAUCUAUACAAAAUAUGUCUUCAAACCCGAUAUGGUUAAAAGUUUUCACAAUAUACGUGCCCUAAUUGUUUAACUUUGGAGAAACUUCAAGUCAUUUACCUACAAUGGACAACGUAACAGAAAAAUUGUUUCAGUGUUUUGGUCAUCGAAAGUUCAAAAGUGAACUUCAGGAACGUGCAAUCAGAGCAAUUGCAAGAGGAGUACAUGAUGUAUAUGUUUCAAUGCCUACAGGCUCUGGAAAGUCUCUGUGCUUCCAGUUGCCUGCAAUGUUGCAGGACAAUAAAGUGGCGAUUGUAUUCUCCCCACUGUUGGCUCUUAUCAAAGAUCAAAUUGAUCACCUCUCUAAAAUAAAAAUUAAUGCUGAAUCUAUCAACUCUAAAAUGACAUCAAAAGAUAGAGAGAGAGUUCUUAAUGAUUUAAGAAGUAUGAAACCAAACACUAGAUUUUUGUAUGUAACACCUGAACAGGCUGCUACAGGUACAUUUAAAUCUCUCAUGGAGCAUCUUGUGAAAUAUAAAAAGCUGUCAUAUGUUGUUGUUGAUGAAGCUCAUUGUGUCAGUGAAUGGGGUCAUGACUUUAGACCUGAUUAUUUAAAGUUAGGUAAUCUUCGAGAACAAUAUAAAAGUGUACCAUGGGUUGCCCUUACAGCUACUGCAAGUGCUGAAGUGGCAAAGGAUAUAUUAUCUAAUCUCAAGCUGUUAUUACCUGUGGCACAAUAUAAAACACCGAGUUUCAGAAGAAAUUUAUUCUAUGAUGUGAUUUAUCAAAACUGUAUAGAUGAUGAAGUGGGCCACCUAACAGAAUUUUUGAAAAAAAGUUUGAAAGAAGACGAAAAUGUCAAACCUAAAGAUAAAAAUGCUGCAAUAGUUUAUUGUCGAACUCGAGAACAAACUGAAGAUUUAGCCAAUAUGUUGAGUAAAAGAGGUUUAAUGUGUUUAGCUUAUCAUGGAGGUAUGAAAUCGUCAGAACGUAUAUCAGUUCAAGAAAAAUGGUCACAAGGCGAAGUACCUUGUGUGUGUGCAACGGUGUCAUUCGGCAUGGGAGUGGAUAAAGCGAGCGUGCGCGCCGUGGCCCACUGGGGUAUCGCCCAAAAUGUCGCCGCGUAUUAUCAAGAAUCUGGUAGAGCUGGUCGAGACGGCAAGCCAGCUUUUUGCCGUAUUUACUACUGCCGCAGUGAACGCAAUGCUGUUGAUUUCUUACUUAAAAGUGAAGUAGGACGCUCUAAAACACCUGAGCAAAAAAAUAGAUGUAAGGUCGCCUACAAGAGCUUUGAAAUUAUGGUGAAAUAUUGCGAAGAUAUCAAGUGUCGUCAUAAAGUUUUUGCUGAGUAUUUCGGUGAGGAGAUUCCGAAGUGUGGCGGGCGGUGUGACGUCUGCAGCGACGAGCGCAGCGUGCGGCGCGCUCUGGACCAGCACCAGCGCCGCGCCUCCUCUGCACAACUACGCUCCGGCGGACUCGUUGUUAACCAGGACGUUUCAGACCUCUACGGGGAGGGCCGAAUAGGACAGAAAAAGGAAGUUGAGUCAUAUUACGGAGGAGACAGUGGCGAUUCCGAUGGUGAAAGUAACCGUCGUAGAAUUGCGCAAGAAACGAAAUCUCUCAUAAUGCAAGAAUUUGCCAAUAGAAAAAAGCGAACUGAAGAUAAAAAAUCUAGUGAUGAUGCCGAAUCUGCCAAACAUUCGAAAUGCAAAGCUGCUGCAAGUACACCCAAUAAAGACAUUGAUCAUUUUGAUAAGCCCCUUUCCAAAAACGACAUAGAGCAGUGCGCCGUAGAACUGGAGUACGAAGCAUUCUCGUGUAGCACAGUCAUAAGUUUGUACAGGCGAGCGAUGUCCAAGUUGAUAUCUUCUGUAAAAGCAUGUAAAGACCAUAUCUAUCCACAGUUAAAAGAGUUUGAACCGAAAAAAAAUAACACACUAAAGGAAUUUGUUAAAGAAUAUGAGCAACAGAGAGCCAAGAACGGUUUUAUUACUGCAUCACAAUUAGAUCUGGACAAUAAAAAAGAAACUCAGUUAUCUAAAUCCGAUAAAGAGACAAAAAGAAAAGCAAACUCUUUUAAAAAGGACCUCAUGACACAGACAAAAUUAAAAAGCUUUUUUGUUAAAUCAUCAAAGCCAUCUUCUAAUAAUAGUCCUAAUGAAAGUGAUGAUGAGGCGAAGGGUCUCGUUAUUGAUGAAUAUGGAGACAGAAGAAACAGUGAAAUCAACGAAUCUAACAUAAACAAUAAUGAUACUACACUUAAGUUAAAAGAAAUCAAUGAUGAAGUUGUACACACUGAUGACAAUCAAACAAUAGGUAACCAAGUAGAACAAGUAGACGUUGACAAAAACUCAUCCGAUCAUGAAUCUGAUACAUUCGUGAUUAAUAUUACAUUAAAAGGUAUACCAAAAACAAAUAAAGAAAAUGGUAAAGAGAAUGAAAAGAACGAACAAGAUAUUACUAAAAAAUAUGAAAAAGUAAAAAAUGAACCUAAAGUGCCAAUUAAAGCUAAUCAUAAGUUAAACAAAGGUAAAUCUCCAUCAAAAAGAAAAAUUAAAGCAUUGUUUGGGGAAUCUUCCGAUAGCGAUAGUGAAACCAAACCAUCUAAAAAAAUUAAGACAAGACAUGGUAAAAGUGAUCAUAUAAAAAAACAGUCUACGAAAAACAGUGUCAAGGAAUCAAACAAUCAAGUUUUAAGAACAAAUGAGACUUCUGUGCAACCUACGUCCUUAUUUGGUCAAUCAGAUGAUGAAUCUGAAAAAGAAUUAGUGAUCGACGAUGGCACUGAUUAUAACAUUAACAAAAGUGCAGAAGAAACUUUGAUACUUAGCAAUGUUAAAGAUGACAACGAUGAGACGAGAAGCAAUCAUGAAUCGGCUAAUGAUGAAAACAAAUCCAACAGUUCUGGAGGGUCGCUUCAAGUCGAUAGUGAAGAUAUGAACUUAAAUAAAGCUCGUAAACUAAGUCUAGAAGCAGACGCAAUAAUGCAAAAACUAUUGGAGUUCAAAGAUCUGCCACCUGAACCUGAACACCCUGAAAAUAACUCAAAUGUUGAGAAAGACCAAUUAGAAGAAAAAUUACUAUUGUCUUCUGCACCACCUAAAAGUAAGGGAAAGUAUGAAUCUAAACACAAACUUAGCUUAAGUAAAAAAAUUAAAAUUGAUCGAAAGACGAAGGACAGGACAAGAGAAAAACACAAAAACGAGAAAUCACACCAUAAAGAAAGCAAACACAAGAUCAAAAGUGAUGUGACUAAAGAUAACCAAACUACUACAAAAAAGGCUGAAAAAGUGGAUCUUGCCAAAGAAGCAGCUAUUGAUGUGUUGUUAAAGAAAGCUUUUGGGAAAGAGUUUAAAAUAGAAAACGAAGGUGACUUAGAAGUUAAGUUAAAUUUGAACAAUGUUGUAUAAUUUAAUAAUUUAUUAAGUUUGAAAUUCUUACAAUAACAUUGUUAUUCUUGUACACAUGCAUAAUUAAUUUAAAAUAAAUGCUCAUAUUGCGUGUUU
Molecule: messenger RNA, 3567 nt
Organism: Spodoptera littoralis (African cotton leafworm)
Lineage: Eukaryota; Metazoa; Arthropoda; Insecta; Lepidoptera; Noctuidae
Source: the annotation of a GenBank genome assembly